GGCCACAUAACGGAAACGGUUAUCAAGUCAGGCAUGCGCGUGAUGCAAAAGCAGGAAAAAAGCCCGAGAAACACACAGGGUUUACGGGGUUGUAGUGGAGUCGCUUUGGACUCCGAAACGGCUUUAUCCGUCCACAAACUUCACCUCAGCUUGGGAGCAUUUCCUCUCUUUCAGCGGAGGUGGAGGCUCGAACCACAGCCGAAAACACGACGCACUCAUGAAGGAGCCUUUCGCCACCAGACCUGAGGGAACAAAAAGUUUCGGAAAAAUACACAAGUCUGUAAUCCGAAUCAGGACAGGAUUCUGGAAUUUUCAGGGAUUUAAAGCUGUUGAGUAAAUACGAAACUCUGCGAAACACGUUAACAAGCUUCGAUAUUGAAAGGCUUUUUUUUGUUUGUUUGUUUGUUUCUCAUCCACAAAUGGGAAAGCGCCUUUUCUAAACAUAUCCAGAGCUUGAAAAACAGGAAUGAGCACAAAGAAAACAUCUAGGAUAACAGCUGCUUCAUCGAGCUUCAAGUUGAGAUCCUGAGCUCAGCCAAGACAUCAUUAAAUACACUUAUCAAUGCAGUGUGUACGCCAUAAGGCACCAGGGUACUGUGUAACGAGAGCAUAAUUAUAAUUAUUACCCAGUAAUUAUGCUAUUGGAAUUAGCAUAUUAUUGUGUAAAUUCAGAGAAGAAAAAUACACACUUCAUAACAGCUAUAAAGGACUGUGUAAGACUGUAAAAGUUGUUAUACUAUAUAAAGACAGAUGUCCAAAUAAAACUUUAAACUCAGAAAAUCAGUGGAGCUGAGACACAGGUUUCAGGCUCACCAACUUUGGGAUUUACUCAGCAGUCAUCUCAGUGGUAGGAGGCAAGCCAAUGUCUGCCUGCAGUAGCACACCUCCUCCACCCUUGCCCAAAGCCUACCUCCACUCCCAGCCUACGCCCCCCACCCCAUCCCCAAGUCCCCCUGUGGCCCUCUUUGGCCGCCUGUCCAACGGCAGUCACAGUGCUCCAAGCCCUACGCUCUCCAGAGGUUCUCUCCAUGGACUCUCCUUUCUCCUUCAGAUUGGCCUCACCAGGGAGACAGUCAGCCUGGAGCCACAUGACCUGUCACUCAAUGCUGUGAAAGACCUGGUCUGUUCCAUUGUCGACCAAAAGUUCCCUGAGUGCGGAUUCUUCGGUAUGUAUGACAAGAUCCUACUCUUCCGCCAUGACCUGAACACUGACAACAUUCUGCAGCGACUAACGUCAGCAGAGGAUAUCCACGAGGGAGACCUUAUUGAGGUGGUCCUUUCAGCUCAGGCUACUGUGGAAGACUUUCAGAUUCGGCCUCACGCCCUCUACGUGCACUCAUACAAGGCCCCUACUUUCUGUGACUACUGUGGGGAGAUGCUGUGGGGUCUCGUUCGACAAGGUCUUAAAUGUGAAGGUUGUGGGCUGAAUUACCACAAGCGGUGCGCCUUUAAGAUCCCAAACAACUGUAGCGGAGUCAGAAAGAGGCGCCUUUCCAAUGUUUCUCUUCCCGGUUCAUCACUGUCCAUCCCUCGGCCUCUACCCGCAGAAAAUGCUGUGGUGACCUUGGAGGAGCAACAGCGCCCCCAUCAGGAAGCCGGGAAGCGAAUCCCAUCCUGGAGUGGUCGGCCGAUCUGGAUGGAGAAGAUGGUGCUGGGGAGGGUGAAAGUGCCACAUACUUUUGUCAUCCACACAUACACACGCCCCACCAUCUGCCAGUACUGCAAACGCCUGCUCAAGGGCCUGUUCCGCCAGGGCAUGCAGUGCAAAGAUUGCAAGUUUAACUGCCACAAGCGAUGUGCAUCCAAGGUACCAAAAGACUGUCUUGGGGAAGUAGUCUUCAAUGGAGAACCAGCCAGUCCAGCUCCAGAUUCUGACACCACCAUGGAAGUGGAUAUCAGUGAUGUCAACAGUGACAGCAGCAGAGGCCAGGACGACUCUGAAGAACCCUCUACUCCUGAGGACAAGGUCUUUCGGGACUAUCCAUUCUCAGACCAGGAGAAAGACGAGGAGCCAGUAAAAGCUCCUCAGAUCAGCCCAUCCACUAGCACUAAUAUCCCAUUGAUGCGUGUAGUGCAGUCCAUUAAACACACCAAGAGAAGAAGCUCCACUAUGGUCAGGGAGGGAUGGAUGGUGCACUACACCAGUAGAGACAACCUUAGAAAGAGACACUAUUGGAGGCUGGACAGCAAAAGCCUGACUUUGUUUCAGAAUGACACAGGAGCCAAGUUCUACAAGGAGAUUCCUCUCUCUGAGAUUCUGCAAGUGGAGGCAGCACGGGAUUUCAGUAGUCUUACUAUGGGAGGCAAUCCACACUGCUUUGAGAUUAUUACUGCUACUAUGGUCUAUUAUGUUGGGGAGAACACUGGUGGCCCCCAUCAUAUGCAUAACCCCAUGCUAGCUGCCUCUGGCGUGGGGCUGGAGGUGGCGCAGGGUUGGGAGAUGGCCAUCCGCCAGGCCCUCAUGCCUGUUCCAGUUACACCUCAGCCAAGUGUGGGUGCUGCUGCUGGUCAGGGCAAGGACCACAAGGAACUGUCAAUGAGCAUUUCUGUAUCUAACAGUCAAAUCCAGGAAAAUGUGGAUAUCAGCUCUGUUUACCAGAUCUUUGCUGAUGAAGUUUUGGGAUCAGGCCAGUUUGGCAUUGUAUAUGGAGGAAAACACAGAAAGACAGGCAGAGAUGUAGCAAUAAAGGUCAUUGAUAAAAUGAGGUUUCCUACCAAGCAAGAAAGCCAGCUGAGGAAUGAAGUAGCCAUUUUACAGAACCUGCAGCAUCCUGGAAUUGUCAACUUGGAGUGCAUGUUCGAGACCCCAGAGCGGGUGUUUGUUGUCAUGGAGAAGCUGCACGGGGACAUGUUGGAGAUGAUCCUGUCCAGCGAGAAAAGCAGACUGCCCGAGCGCAUCACAAAAUUCCUCGUCACACAGAUUCUGGUGGCUUUGAGGCAUCUGCAUUUCAAAAACAUUGUUCACUGUGAUCUCAAGCCAGAAAAUGUGCUCCUAGCCUCAGCAGAGCCUUUUCCUCAGGUGAAACUGUGUGACUUUGGUUUUGCUCGCAUAAUUGGUGAGAAGUCAUUCCGUCGCUCUGUUGUGGGAACUCCAGCAUAUCUGGCCCCUGAAGUUCUUCGUAGUAAAGGUUAUAACCGCUCACUGGACAUGUGGUCAGUGGGGGUCAUCAUCUACGUCAGCCUGAGUGGUACCUUCCCCUUUAACGAGGAUGAAGAUAUUAAUGAUCAGAUCCAGAACGCAGCAUUUAUGUAUCCACCGAUGCCUUGGAAGGAGAUAUCCACAGAAGCCACAGAUCUUAUCAACAACCUUCUUCAAGUGAAGAUGAGGAAGCGGUACAGCGUGGACAAGUCCCUGAGUCAUCCAUGGUUCCAGGACUACCAGACAUGGCUAGACCUGCGGGAAUUUGAGACUCGGCGGGGUGAGCGAUACAUUACCCACGAGAGCGAUGAUGCACGCUGGGAGGAGUUUGCUGAUGAGCACAGUCUGGUCUACCCCAAACAUUUCAUUAUGGCUCCAAACCUAGACGACAUGGAUGAAGACCCCUAGUUACAUUCUGGACCAAAUCUGUUAAGGAGGUGUCAUAUUUUUGCUAGAAUGCGCUAGACCCUUAAGGACCUGAAGCUAAAGUGAAUACAGGACUCUGCUGAGGCAGCAGAUGCAGGGUAUUAGGGGAUGUGUGAAGGAGCCAAAUGUUACAAAAGCUGACAGCAGUUUAAGUCUUUGGGUUUCCAGAACUUACAGUCAAGAACUUUUGUGAUGAAGACUCAUUUUCUUCUAAUCCUAGUGGACUCUAAAUGUCAGUAUUAUGAAUUUGACUUAUUUAAGGGCUAAGUUCAUAAAGCCUAUAACACAAAUAACCUUGUAUUCUAUAACUGGAAGAUAUUAGGCUGUUUUGGUUAAAAAAAAAAAAAAGCCAUACAGAGGAGUUAGGAAACAUAGGUGUCCUUACAAUAUACGUGGAGAAAGACCAUAAAGAUCCCUAUGAAAAAUUGUUUCUAUAUAGGAAAUAGAAAAUACUUAAAACUUUAAUGAUGGCCUCUAAAAUUUAUUUUCAUCAGUUCCUUAGACUAAUCUGAGAAAUUAUACAUGGACAAUCUUUAUAAUUUAAAUCAUGCACGAAUCAUAUGUUCAUCGUCAACAUCAGUAUGUUUCUAUUUUCUUUUUUUUACUUUUUCUGAUUAAGCUGAUACUGUUUUUCCUUCCUGUUUUUUAAAGGUUCCAUCAGUAUAGACUAUGACUGUUGUUCACACAGUCAAGCUGACUUGAAAUAGCACUACAAUGUGUUACUGUGCAGUUGUUAAACACAUCAAAAUAAUUAAUAAUUGCUACAGAUCAUGUUUUAAUAGCAGAAUUGCGUUUUUUUUUCAGGUGGGUCAUACCCCAAAAGAUUCAGCAUGUAACAUAACUUAGUGGUAUUCACAGUAUCAUCCGAAACUGGAGUAAAAUGAUUAAUUUUAGCCAUAAAUACUGAAUUGACUUCAGUACAAGGUGUUUUCACUCAGAUCAGUACGAUGUAAGUACGUUUGUAUAAACUCCCCUUCUAUGUGCACUAUAUAGGAUGGAACAUUCACUAUGGUGAGCAGCUAAGAUUUGCCUAUAAAUGUUCAAAUUCAAUUAUUUAUUGAUUACAAUUAGGCAUACAGUGCACAAUCUGUUCUCAAGGUUUGCCAUAGCACAGAAUAAGGAGCCAUUUUGAGCAGAUCAAUUUGACUGCUUUUAAUGUUUGCAUGAGAUGGAAGAUUUUCCAUCACUUUGUCUGGGAGAGGAGGGGAUGUUUGCUCCUCUGAAUCCAUAUAAUCAUUACUUCAUGUUGCCACUGGAUUGGCAGGUGUGAGUGUUUUGUAUAUUUUAGUACAUAAAGAAUUAAAUGCA
Messenger RNA from Clarias gariepinus (North African catfish), 4873 nucleotides. It is a transcript of the gene prkd3, whose product is annotated as protein kinase D3. Gene Ontology annotation, molecular function: protein serine/threonine kinase activity; ATP binding. The transcript is spliced from 19 exons. Gene Ontology annotation, biological process: protein phosphorylation. Bases 863 to 3547 code for a protein of 894 amino acids. The record is from RefSeq and is a predicted model, not a curated record. Lineage: Eukaryota; Metazoa; Chordata; Actinopteri; Siluriformes; Clariidae.